This is a messenger RNA of Bufo bufo (common toad), 978 nucleotides long. RefSeq lists its product as uncharacterized. NCBI's taxonomy places the organism in Eukaryota, Metazoa, Chordata, Amphibia, Anura, Bufonidae. The record is from RefSeq and is a predicted model, not a curated record. The coding region runs from base 1 to 744 and encodes 247 amino acids. The transcript has 2 exons.
AUGCUUUCUCUUCUUCUCUGUUGCUCUUGUAAAGAUUCCAUUCCUCCAUAUAGUGUAACGUCUAUCUCAUCCCAGUCUCACAGACAGAGACCUCUGCAGCCUCCCCAUCUGUCCUCAGUAGUGCAGACUGCUUCUAUUGAACAGUCCUCAGUAGUGCAGACUGCUUCUAUUGAACAGUCCUCAGUAGUGCAGACUGCUUCUACUGAACAGUCCUCAGUAGUGCAGGCUGCUUCUAUUGAACAAUCAUCAGUAGUGCAGGCUGCUUCUAUUGAACAGUCCUCAGUAGUGCAGGCUGCUUCUAUUGAACAGUCCUCAGUAGUGCAGGCUGCUUCUAUUGAACAGUCCUCAGUAGUGCAGACUGCUUCUAUUGAACAGUCCUCAGUAGUGCAGGUCGCUUCUAUUGAACAAUCAUCAGUAGUGCAGGCUGCUUCUAUUGAACAGUCCUCAGUAGUGCAGGCUGCUUCUAUUGAACAGUCCUCAGUAGUGCAGGCUGCUUCUAUUGAACAGUCCUCAGUAGUGCAGGCUGCUUCUAUUGAACAGUCCUCAGUAGUGCAGGCUGCUUAUGUUGAACAGUCCUCAGCUGCGUCUAUUGAACACUCCUCAGUAGUGCAGGCUGCUUCUAUUGAACACUCCUCAGUAGUGCAGGCUGCUUCUAUUGAACACUCCUCAGUAGUGCAGGCUGCUUCUAUUGAACACUCCUCAGUAGUGCAGGCUGCUUCUAUUGAACACUCCUUAGUGGGUUAGGUUGCUUCUAUUGAAGAAUCCUCAGUAGUGCAGGUGGGCAGUGUUCACCUGUUCUCAGUAGUGCAGCCAGGUCCCGUGCACCUGCCUCCAGCAGUCCGGCUGCUUUUAUGCUGCUGUGGAGGAUCCCUCAGUCCUUGUAUCGGUGUCUCCUCCUCACCGGCCGCAGAUCCAUUCACAGACGAGCAGCCAGCCCUCGCAUUGUCUGUGACCGCGCAGUGUGCACUGAGCUCCAGA